CUCAGUCUAUUCGAAAUCCAAUUUUGAUGUCAUUGGGCUCCCUUCUCACUUGUAAGGCCCGAAUGAACAAAUAUGCGCACCCAACUGCCGCAUCUUCACGCGCGCGGCCAACGUAAAAAAAAAAGACGGUUCCAAGCUUUCAACAUCGCCGCCGGCAGCCGGGCGAUCGCUCGGUUGCUCCACGGAAGCUCGGAAACAGAGAAAGCUAGCGUCCAGCGUUUGGACGCCACGGAAAUGCCAAAGCAACACGCUCUUAUACGCGCAUUCCUCUCUCCCUCUCUGCCUCUGGCUAUACGCGCGUACGUUGCUUGUCCAACCGGCCAGCAGAACCGCAGUCCGCAGACGACAGCGCUCUUCCCCGAUUGCACAGAUUCGCAUACAUCCCGUCGGUUGGCAUGGACGCCGCGGCGCCUCACGUGAUGGUGCUGCCGUCCCCGGCGCAAGGCCACGUGACGCCGCUCAUGGAACUCUCGCACGGCCUCGUCGACCACGGCUUCCAGGUCACCUUCGUGUGCACAGGGCUCACCCACGCGCUCCUUCUCAAAGCCCUGCGCCAAACCCCGAACGGCGGGGACACGUUGGAAGGGAUCCGCCUUGUCCCCAUUCCGGACGGCAUGGCCGACGGCGACGACCGCAGGGACCUCUGCAAGUUCGUGGACGCGGUCUCGCGGUGCGUGCCGGGCUACGUGGAGGGCCUCAUCAAGGCGUCCGGGGCGGCGCCGGCGCCCAGGGUGAAGUGGCUCAUUGGCGAUGUGACCAUGGGGUUCUGCUUUCAGGUUGCCAAGGACCUCGGCGUUCGGGUGGCCGCCGUCUGGCCGGCAUCCGCGGCCAGCCUUGGGACGGCGUUCAGGAUUCCCCAGAUGAUACAGGACGGCUUCAUCGACGACAUGGGCUUCCCAAAGCGAGAGAUGGAGUCGUGAUCAAGGAAGAGGUAAAGAGCAAACUGGAACAGCUCAUCGGCGACGAGGGAAUUGCUGUAAGGGCACAGGUGCUCAGGGAUGCAGCUUGCAAGAGCAUCAGCGAGGGCGGCUCGUCAUACGAGAAUUUCAAGAAAUUUGUGAAUCUCCUGACGGAGUGAGCUCUGUAUCGUUUGUUUUGUUUUGUUAUGCCAGUGUGGAUAGUUUCUGUA
Messenger RNA from Brachypodium distachyon (stiff brome), 1129 nucleotides. RefSeq names its product UDP-glycosyltransferase 83A1-like. Bases 396 to 920 code for a protein of 174 amino acids. The transcript is spliced from 2 exons. NCBI's taxonomy places the organism in Eukaryota, Viridiplantae, Streptophyta, Magnoliopsida, Poales, Poaceae. The record is from RefSeq and is a predicted model, not a curated record.